Nicotiana attenuata is the source of this 2853-nucleotide messenger RNA. RefSeq lists its product as uncharacterized. The coding region runs from base 148 to 2736 and encodes 862 amino acids. Lineage: Eukaryota; Viridiplantae; Streptophyta; Magnoliopsida; Solanales; Solanaceae. The transcript is spliced from 3 exons. The record is from RefSeq and is a predicted model, not a curated record.
AAUAAUAUAUGAGAAAGAAAAAAAGAGGAAAAUGGAACCGUACGCAAAACGCUAAGUUGAAGAUCGGUGACAUUCUUCUACAAUAGAAGGGUAUAAAAUUCAGAUUGGUGCUCGGUGAAAGAGGAAGCCAAAAAGACGCACACCACAAUGGUGGCAACUCCAACUGAGGACAUGGGCGGUGAUCACACGAAUACGUCGUGGAGCUCCUCAACCAACUGGACCAUCUCUCUUGGCUCUCUCCAAACUUGCAUCACCUUCGAAUCCUCUAUUUACUCUGAAUCCACUCAGAUAUCUCCUCUUAUCCUCGACGGACCUUCACCGGAUUUUGCCCCCUGCGAAAUCAAGUUAUGCUUUAUGCAAAAGCAUGAAAUAAGGCAGGUCUAUGUUCGGAGUACUGCUCGUGUUUAUGAGAUAUACUAUGCACCUACUCUGCAGAGCGACGAUGAGUAUCUAUGUACCGUCCGCUGUAACAUAGCUGAAAGAGAUGGAGAAUUUCUCCAAGCUAGUGGGAUUGACAUAGUUACCCAGCAAUAUUUGAAGGAUUUUGUAGGAAAACCAACAGACGGUAGAGUCCCAGCUGAAGCCAAACUUUGCACCAACGACGAUGACUGGGUCGACGUUAAGGUCCCUGAUUCUCCUUUCAUUGGGAACGUGGUAAGCAGCCUGCAAAAGCACACAACAGGGAAUGAACGGAGAAGUAUUGAGGAUUUGUACGAGGCCACAGCACAAAUUAGUGAUGCAGAUCCCUGCAUGUCACUGACAAUUCGCUUUUUAUCUCUUCAGAAUAAAGGUUCUGUAUGCAUUGACGAAAUUUACAUAUGCGGUGACCCUAUUGACUCUAAUGAGGUUGAGACCCCAGCAGUUCUUAUGGAAAACCAAGCUAGUUCUUUCAUGGCCAUGCUUGUUCCUACCCUUCUGCAACUAUCUAAAUCAGGCAUAAGCCAUAAGCAGGACAAAGAUGUUAUUGAUAGUCAAAGAAAGGAAAAUGAAGUGAGAAUUGCAGCAAGGAUAUCUGAUUUUGCUGAUGCCAGGAAAGAAAAUGACCAGAAAAAGAGGAUGAGUGCUAAUCAUAUAGUGCAGUUGGACGUCACUGAGAAGCCUAUAGACGAACAACCUAAUUCACAGCCUCUGACACACCAGAACUUAAGCAGAGAGAACCGCAAUAUCUCCACCAUGAAUAAUGAUGCAUCACAAGCUCGUAUUGAAAGAGCCAUUGAACAACUUCUUGAGCGAGUGAGCAGAAUUGAAAAUAUUUGCUUGAAAUUUGAAGAAAACAUGGUUAGUCCAAUGAACAGCAUGGAAAUGAGACUUCAACGGCUGGAGCAGCAAGUAGAAGCUCUAGCAAAAAACUCCCGAUAUUCUGAAGUCACGUCCUGCACAAGAAUAACAGCUCCUUCAUUUACCUGCAGUGAUUCCAAUUCUAGCUCUUCGUAUAAUGGUGGAAGUGAAUAUCGGCCUUGUGGGGCAUCAGAACUGGAGAAGAAGGAUCUCCCGUGCGAUAAGUUGUCCGACCCUUCUGAUGACCUGCCUGUUUGUUCAAAUCCUUCACAUAUUCUUCCAAAUCUUGUGAUUCUUGCCCCUGAGUUUUCAUGCGGAGAGGAUGAAGAAGAAAAUGAUACUGUUGAAUCAGUAAAGGUUUCUUCUCAAGAGAUGCAGAAGCAAGUUUUGUCUAUUGAUGAUGCUUUAGCUGCAGCACUUUCUGGAUUUCUGUCCACAUCCCAUGUUCUUCUACCAGAUAAUGGGACUUCGGAAGUUAUUGCUUCUGGAUCUGCUAGUGAGGUAGUAAAUGAGAAGAAUGAGUUUUCACGAUCUGCUCACAGUGAUUCAGUUAUCGCUCAUGACUGUACUUUGGAGGGAAAUGACAAUGACAGACCUUCAAAGUAUACUCAAAUUCUAGCAGUUGCAGCUCCUGACUUCACCGAGGAGGAGUACGAAUUUGAGAAUGCAAAUUUCAUCAUAGCUUCUUCUGCAGCAGCUCCUGAACUUGCAAGUGAAGAAAAUGGAAAUAUUGAAAUAGCUUCUCCAAGCACUGGAAGUCAGGACCCUGGAGGCUUCCUUGAUCUUAAUAAAAGCAAGAGCAUGCGUAAUGCAAGUUCAACUGUUGCUUCUGAGCCAUAUGAAGAGCAGGAGAAAUUUCUCCAUGAAAAUGUGCACCUUAAAGAAACUUCUGGAAUAAUUGGUUCAAAAAAUCAUCUUUAUGCAGAAGAAAGUGUCUGCAGAUCGCAGGAUCCCACUGCUUGUCCUUCAGAUCAAGAUGAUGAGGUUGCAGAGACUAAAGUAAGAGAUUCUACCAGUGAGCCACAGAUGAAUUCUUGUAAUCUAGAAAAUGCUGCUGAAUCUGAAGAACAUGAUGCUUCAAAAGGUUACCACAUGGUCGCUAUGCAAAAUGUUUGUGAAUAUUCAAGGUCUUCUGCUCUGGACUUUGACAUCCCUAUCUUAGAUGUGAAGUUUGCAGCCAAUGAAGAUGGUGAUACCAAGUUCUCACUAGAAGUUCUUUUAGCUGACAUGGCUAAUGUUUAUGUUGAAGCUCCUUCUCUUGAUGAAAACGCUGAUAAUGCUGUCACUUGUGAGGGGAGUAUAUCCACUUUUAUGGAUGAUGAAGAGCCGCUGAAGUCUUCUACAGGCGAUACCAACCCACUGGUGGAUUUUGGAUUUCAUGCUGCAGAUGCAUUCAGUAAUUUGGAUGGUAAUCCAAGUAUAUCCAGCAACCAGGAGGUGUUUAUCGGUCUCAUCUGAGGCCUACUUUUAGAAGUGUAUAUACGUAAAUGGAACUGGUUUGUGUCUGAUUUUUCUCUCUUCAGUUUUGGUAUUCUAUAUGAUCAAGGAGCAAACGUUUGUUCUUCUUUUGUUCCA